UGAUUCCUUCGCACUGCAGCUCGUUCAGUCAUCCAUGGCGAAACCUAGCGGUACCAAUGGGUCUCGCCCACGCACAGGACCAAAAAUCCACGAGAAUCCAGGCGCGGGCAGACGAGCGGGAAAGACGAGUGCAGGCAUGAGGCAAGAAAAGCCAGUUGCGGGCAGACGACCGGAAAAGACGAGUGUGGGUAGACGGCACGAAAACAACGCGAGUACCGGAAGCCGGCAGGAAAAGGCGGGCGGGGGGAGAUCCCCGCACGCGGAUUCCGGCAGGGUGCACGCGCAGGCGGCGGCGGCGGUGGAGCGCAUUGUGCGCGCGAGCGAGACUCGGCGCGGCGGAUGCGCGGUGAAGGGGCUCACUCUGGCGGCGGGCAACGUGGCGAAGCGCGCCACGCACGCCGUCACGUGCGAGACGCUGCGAUAUCUGCCAGUGAUCAAAGACCUCAUUGCUGCCACCAACCUUGCUAACAGCGCUUGGAUGAAGGCAAAGCCCCACCUGGUGUAUGUGCUGGUCUACGACCUCGUGGUGUCAGGGAAGGGCACCCUGGGAUCAGGAGCGGUGCAGAAGGCAGUGCUGUCCCACAAGGCAGCUCUGAGGGCCGCUCUCGCCCGGCUGCUCAUCAAGCACCGAGCGGCACGGGUGGAGGACCUGGUUCCGGCCACCACCGAGGCUACCGCUGCGGCAUAUCCUCGCUAUGCCAGGGUGAACACCCUUCUUUCCUCCACACAAGCAGUGCUCGCCCACUUUCAGAGUGAAACCGUCCAAGGGGACAGUGCUGGGGGGGGUGGCAAGGGGAGCGGGAGCGAGGAUGGCAGCAGUGCUGCCAUCGAUUCAGGGGGGCUCUCAAUCCAGAGAGAUGCGCUCAUUCCAGAUCUGCUGGUCUUUCCCCCUGGCACUGAGUUGCACCGGCACGCCCUGGUCGAGAGGGGCGAGCUGAUACUGCAGGGCCGAGCCAGCUGCUUCCCUGCCUUCAUCCUACGCCCUCAGCCUGGGUGGCAUGUGCUGGACGCAUGUGCAGCGCCGGGCAACAAGACGUCCCACCUGGCGGCGCUGAUGGCAAACCGAGGGCGGCUGACGGCGUGUGAGAGGGACGGGAAGAGAGCAACGCUACUGCGGAAGAACCUGGAGAGAGCAGGGGCUACCUGUGCACGAGUCCACGAGGGUGAUUUCCUCGCCAUCAACCCCACCUCACCCAAUUUCGCUGAUGUGCGAGCUGUGCUGCUGGAUCCCUCCUGCUCUGGCUCAGGCACACGGCACUCCCGGGGGGACCACCUCCUCUCUAAAGGACCCACUCCUUCCCACGAGAGUGGUAGGGGGAGAGGUGACAAAGGGGAGGGGAAUUCUGCGGGUGAUGGGAAGAGAGGAGGCGGCGAGGGGCAGCGGGAGGAGGUGGAGCGAGUUGAGAAACUGGCCCGCUUCCAAGAAGCUGCUCUAAGACAUGCCUUGUCAUUCCCAGCUGUUGAGCGAGUCACCUACAGCACGUGUUCCAUCAACGAGCGGGAGAACGAGGCGGUUGUGGCAGCAGUGCUCCCUGCAGCCCACUCCAAGGGCUUUCGCCUGGCCCCUGCCCUUCCCGCCUGGCACAGAAGGGGACUCCCCUCCUACCCCUUUGGCCACCAAGUGUUGCGCACAGACCCUGCCACAGACGGCACCGAUGGAUUCUUUGUCGCACUCUUUGAGCGCCACGUGGCAGGUGCUGCUGAUGUGGCAGGUGCUGCUGAUGGGGCAUGUGCUGCUGAUGGGGCAGGUGCUGCUGAUGGGGCAGGUGCUGCUGAUGGGGCAGGUGCUGCUGAUGGGGCAUGUGCUGCUGGUGUGGCAGCAAGUGCCGAUACAACAGCAACAGUGGCAAUAGCAGAUGCAGAAGCAGCAGCAGCCCCAGCAACAGCAGCAGCAGCAGCAGAUAUAGCAGCACCCACCAGUUUAGGUGCAACAGCCCACAUGGCUAGUAUCCCCACUGACACGGUGACAUCCGUUUGUGAUGUCGGUAAUGCUGCCGGAGCACAUCCCGAGGUUUGGUCCGAACCUCAGCCCGUGGUUCGGGAGUCUCGUGCGGCUCGGAGGAAGCGGCAGAGGAGAGCAAAGGCAGCAGUGGAGGGAGGGAGUGGGAAGGUUGCUAGAGGAACAAGUGAGGGGGGGUGGGAGAAGGCAAGUGCUUUUGAGUCGACUCAAAAGCGAGCCAAAGCAGCAGUGGAGGAAGGGAGUGGGAAGGCUGCUAGAGGAACAAGUGAGGGGGGGUGGGAGAAGGCAAGUGGGAGAGGCGUGGAGGGGAGUGGUGGUGAGGGAGAGGUGGGAGUGGAGAUGGUGAGUGGGAGGGAGGAGAGGGAGGACGGGGAGGAUAGAGAGGACGGAGAAUGUGAGGCAUAGAUGGGUGAUUCAUUCGUCUCCUCGAAUUGUAGCUGGUUAUUAUGGUGCAGUAGGUUUUUGAGAAUGCUCAAUAAACUUCUACCAUUACCGCUGUUGAGCUGGCUACGGUAUAAUGCAGUGACAAGAUACUCGAUGAGUACAGUAGG
Molecule: messenger RNA, 2511 nt
Organism: Closterium sp. NIES-67
Lineage: Eukaryota; Viridiplantae; Streptophyta; Zygnematophyceae; Desmidiales; Closteriaceae
Source: the annotation of a GenBank genome assembly